CCAGCCUAUAUAUAUAAAUUAUUUUAUUCUUCUCUUCAGUCCUUCACUCACACUCAAACUUGGAUUUCCCUCAAUUCUCUUAUUCUCUCCGAUCCUUGGCUUUUUUCCCACUUUUGAUAUAUGGCUUUGCAAUCCAUGAAAGCGGUGGCGCAGAAGAUACCGCCGCCGCCACUCGCGGCGGUUGAUGUUCAGAAUUUCAAGAAAAAGCGUUCCAAGCGUCCGCUCACCGAGAGCCUGCCGCCGCCUGAGACAGAAGAAGAGUAUCUUGCUCUCUGUCUUGUCAUGCUCGCUAGAAGCGGCGCCACCGUCCCUGGCGCAGGAAAGAAACAGAGGGUGGACAGUGAGGCGGUUUCUCCGCCGCCAUACUCGACGGGGGAGAGGGUGGCGGAUCAAGAACUGUCCUACAAGUGCACCGUGUGCGAUAAAGCCUUUUGUUCCUAUCAAGCACUUGGUGGGCACAAGGCCAGCCACCGCAAACACAUCCUCGGCGCCGACGAUGGCCACCCCUCCACGUCAGCUUCCGUCACGGUGGCGGUGGCGGGACCGAACGUCUCCGCCCUGAACCCUACCGGCAAGCCCCACGAGUGCUCCAUCUGCCACAGGUCCUUCCCCACCGGUCAAGCUUUGGGAGGCCACAAGCGCCGCCACUACGAAGGGAAACUCGGCGGCGGCGGCGGAAGUAAAGACGGUGGCCGCAGUGGAAGCGCCGUCACAUCCUCCGAAGGCGCGGCGGGGGUUUCAAGCCGCGUGAAGCUGGAAUUUGACCUGAACGAAUUGCCACCGUCACCGGAUUUGGAGCUUCGCCUGAGCGUUGACUUCGCCGGAGAGGGUCAACCAGUCGCCGACGACCACGAAAUAGAAAGUCCCGUGCCGGUCAAGGAACCGCGUUCAUCGUUUCGGGAAGACGUGCUUAAUUAAUCAAUAUUUAUUGAAAUUUGAUUGUUAAUUCUCAAUUAAACAUAAUUACUGCGAGGGUUAAUUUCCUAAUCUGAUCUUAAUUCGUGUACAGAUAGAGAGAGCACGUACGUAGUAGUUGAAUUGAACUCGAACUUCUCCCCAUUCAUUCAUUGAAUUGAAUUGAAUUUAAUAAUAAGAAUGUUCUUACCUUAGCUUGGGUUGUGUACAAAUAUCAUUGGUUAGGUCAAUUUUCAUAUGAUGCCUAAUUUUAUUCUCAC
Molecule: messenger RNA, 1175 nt
Organism: Cuscuta epithymum
Lineage: Eukaryota; Viridiplantae; Streptophyta; Magnoliopsida; Solanales; Convolvulaceae
Source: the annotation of a GenBank genome assembly